CCAGUCCAGUCCAGUCCAGUCCAGUCCUGUCCAGUCCAGUCCAGUCCAGUCGAAUGCAGUCCAGUCCAGUCCAGUCCAGUCCAGUCCAGUUCAUUGCCUUCCAGUACACGAGAGUGGAUUCCAGUGCAGUUUAGUACAGUUAAUUCCAGUCCAGUCCAGUCCAUUCCAGCGCAGUCCAGUCCCGUCCAGUCCAGUCCAGUCCAGUCCAGUUCAAUCCCGUACAGUCCAGUCCAGUCCAGUCCAGCCUGGUCCCGGCCAUCCAGUCCAGUCCAGGGCAGUCUAGCCAAGUCCAAUCCAGUUCAGUCUAGUCUAAUCCAGACAAGUUCAGCCCAGUCCAGUCCAGUCCAGUCCAGUCCAGUCCGGUCCAGUCCAGUCCAGUCCAUUCCAUUCCAGUCCAGUCUAGUCCAAUCCAGUCCAGUCCAGUGCAGACCACACCAGUCCAGUUCAUUCCAGUCGAGUUCAGUCCAGUCCAGUCCAGUAAAGUCAACUCCAUUGCAGUCCAGUCCACUCCAGUCCAAUCCGGUCCAUUCCAGUGCAACCUUGUCCAUUGCAGCCCAGUCCAGUCCAGUCCAGUCCAUUCCAGUCCAGUCCAGUCAAGUCAAGUCCAGUCCAGUCCAGUCCAGUCCAGUCCAGUUCAGUGCAGUCCAGUCGAGCCCAGUCCAGUCUAGUCCAGUACGACCCGGCCAGUCCAGUCCAUUCCGGUCCAGUCGAGAACAGUACAGUCCAAUCAAGUCCAGCCGAGUGCAGUCCAGUUCAGUCCAGCCCAGUACAGUCCUGUCCAGUCCAGUCCAGUCCAGUUCAGCUCAGUCCAGUCCAGUCCGGUCCAGUCCAUUCCAUUCCACCCCGUUGCACUCCAGCUCACGCCAGUUCCGUACAGUCCAGUCCAGUCCAGGUCAGCGCAGUGCAGUUUAG
This is a messenger RNA of Echinostoma caproni, 912 nucleotides long. Lineage: Eukaryota; Metazoa; Platyhelminthes; Trematoda; Plagiorchiida; Echinostomatidae. The record is from the annotation of a GenBank genome assembly.